AUGAUAUCUAACCUGAUUAAGCAUCCACUUGAAGCCGACUGCAGCAGAACACUGAUUCUUGGAAGCACAAAGAUUUAUUCUCGAACAAUGGCGAGGCUUGGUCAAUUGGCAAGAACAGUAUUCAGAUCUCUAAAACAUCAAUCAUCAUUCACUUUCCAAUUACAAUCUAGAAGAUCUUCUUUUUAUUUUUUGAAUACAUAUUUUACAAAACCCUGGAAUUAUUCUCCCAAUUCAAGAAUAAGCUUCACUUCACGCAGUUAUUCUUCUCUGACUGAAGAAUCUCAGUCCCCUAGCACCAUCGAUUACCGUUCUGUGCUUCCGGAAGAGAAGUAUCACAUGUUGGCUAAUUCCACUAUCCAUGACCUGAUAGAGAAGCUAGAGGAAUAUGGCGACUCCGUGGAGAUUGAUGGUUUCGAUGUAGACUAUGGGAAUGAGGUAUUAACUCUGAAGCUCGGGAAUUUGGGAACCUAUGUAAUAAACAAGCAAACACCAAAUAGACAGAUUUGGAUGUCAUCUCCCCUGAGUGGCCCAUCUAAGUUCGAUUGGGAUCAAAAUGCCCAAGCUUGGAUUUAUCGGCGAACUAAAGGGAACUUGAUCAAAGUUUUGGUGGUUCGAUUGGGAUCAAAAUGCCCAAGCUUGGAUUUAUAG
Molecule: messenger RNA, 648 nt
Organism: Fraxinus pennsylvanica
Lineage: Eukaryota; Viridiplantae; Streptophyta; Magnoliopsida; Lamiales; Oleaceae
Source: the annotation of a GenBank genome assembly